Ophidiomyces ophidiicola is the source of this 2583-nucleotide messenger RNA. RefSeq names its product Component of a membrane-bound complex containing the Tor2p kinase (gene AVO1). The coding region runs from base 1 to 2583 and encodes 860 amino acids. The record is from RefSeq and is a predicted model, not a curated record. Gene Ontology annotation, biological process: TORC2 signaling. Lineage: Eukaryota; Fungi; Ascomycota; Eurotiomycetes; Onygenales; Onygenaceae. Gene Ontology annotation, cellular component: TORC2 complex; cytoplasm; plasma membrane. The transcript is spliced from 3 exons. Gene Ontology annotation, molecular function: phosphatidylinositol-4,5-bisphosphate binding.
AUGUCGCUCCUCCAAAAUGAAGAUUUCAUAACAUGGCAACUUCGUGCCUCCUACCUCUCGACGAUAAAAGAUGGUGUUGGCGACAGACUUAUAACCCUCAACUCUUCCGUUUUCAACUCUCCUGGGUUUCGGACGUCGGGACUUUCCAGAUCUGCCACCGCUGCACAUGCUCAUGCAAUUAAGCGAACCUACUCUCCACCGAUCCCUGUUGCCACCGCCGUCGCCUCGGAGUACUACCAGUCUGGAUCUAAGAGUGGAAACAGCGGCGAACAUGGCGACAAUGGGGAUGAAAUACCGGAAGGUGAACGCCGCAUUGGCCUUGGGCUGAGUGAUGAAGAAGAGGGUGGGAUGGUGACAGGUGUACGUGACGACACCAACACCAGUGUGCCUUUACCAGCACGGACUAGCCCGGGGAAGAAACCGAGGAAGCGGAGACAGCAAAAUCAGCUGAGAAAGCUACCUAGCCAUAUUGAGGUUGAUGAGGAUGACAGUAGUGAUCUUAGUGAUGAUAGCGAUGAAGGACCUGGGGAUACUUCGCGAGCUGUGCAGCAAAUACAAUUUACGAAAAUGCCUGUUCGAAAUCGUGCCGGUUCUUCCCCGAUCAGGAGCUCUAUGCGUCGCGAAGGCCCCAAGGUCUUGAUCACUUCUCCGUCAAUCAGAUCGAAUGAAAAUCACUAUCGUAGAAACUCUCUCGGUACAGUCCAAGCCGUCAAACCUCGGGCGCGUGGUGAUACAAUAACUAGCAGUGAAUUGUCGUCAGAUAAUGACCUGGAUCCGGAUACCACCAGAAGACGACAAAUUCACUUUCAACCGGAGGAAGAGAUUAUCGAAAAUGCCGAUGACGCGUCAAGCGAGAAGCUAGAGGAAGAGAUUGAACUCGAAGCUGCAAUGGCUAGUCGUAUGGAUGAGAAUGACGAGGACUCAAUAGCAGAAUCUGUUGGAUCUGCGAUGUCCUCCGAGUUUGGCGUGACGGCAGGCUCGACUACGCUCCUGGAUAGAGUGGCUGGUGGUGGAACUUUGGGCUCUUCUUUACUGGGAAAAUCGGCAAAAGAUCCACAUGACACUUCACCAAGGAAACCCAGGGCGCUUUCUCCCAUCUUACAGCGAUUGGCUCCUUCGCGUCCUCUGAGCAUGGUGGGGACAACCAGUCUGAUAACAGCUAUGAUACGAGCAAGGACAGAGGGUGCUGUUAACCCGGUGGAGAAAUAUGCUGCUUUUUCUGGGAAAAGCGACACAGCAACCCCGCUAUAUAUCAAGGUCUUUAUUCCCACCAGUGCAACCCCAGAUGUGCCUAUCGAUAUGCCUACUGUCCGGGAAUCAAAGGAUGAAACGCAGCCCGGUCACACCAUAGUAGCGCAAGCCAUUGGUUUAUCCUUAUGGAGAUAUGGUGAAGAUGAGCGAAAACCGGCGAUUGCGAAGGAUAAGCUUAGUGUCAACCACUGGCAUCUUCGUAUGAUGGAUGACGGCGAGGUUGAUUACGAUUUCCCGCCCCUCAGUCGAGACAAGCCUCUUACAGAUUUCACAUCCAAUAACAAUCGAGCAGCGGCAUCCCGAGGGAGGUCCAGAAGCAAACCAUACGAUGAGUUUGCUCUAGUUAAAGCUACCGACGACGAAUUUGAAGAAAACGAGAAGCGCUUUCCAAAAUACAGUACUGCGGCCGCGCCGCCAGUCGCAGAGAAUCCACCUGCUCCCGCUCCGACUACCCCGGCCCCUGUCGGUAAAGGAGCAGCCGCAGGACGCGCCAAUCCUAUUCUUGGCCAGCCGUUCCCAUCUGCCUUGGACGACGCUUCUUUAAUCCCCGCCGAUCUUCCUGCCGUACCCACUUCGCAUGCAACUCCUAAAGUUGGAGAUUCGAAAACGAUUAGGGUUCGGCAUUUUGAUCUUGAGUCGUCGUCGCGUACGACUACGCUGAAUACUUCCACGGACAGUUACAUUGCAGAGCUCCUGGACUCCGUUUGUAAGAAAUGGGGAUUGGACAAAGGAAAUUUCCUGCUCAAGGUUGUGGGAUCAAAUACGAUAGCGCCUUUGGAUCGAACAGUUGAAGCGCUUGGGAGCAUCUCAGAACUUGAGCUAGUUCGUCGUCGAUUUGGUCUUGGCCCCCUUUCAUUGACAGGGUCUCCUGGCAGCUCUUCGCCAAAUGCGCCACUGCUAAUCGAGGCCCAAAAUCUAAACUCUACGACGAAGAAAGGAAAGAAAGCGGGCCGGAUGCUGCACCCGCUCGCUCAGCAGCAAGACGUUAUUGGAGGCUACUAUCGCCGCUAUCAUGUUACCAGAAAGCAAUCAAUGUCCCUGACAGCGUCUAGUCAGCGGGUGCUUGCGUUUGACCACGAUUAUAUUCACAUCCUUCCUGGCGAAUCAGGACGCACGCUAUUCGAGUCUAAUGCAAAGACCACGUCAAUUUCGUUCAACGACGUUGUGGGAUCGAAAAUCAGUCGGCGGCACCCAAAGAGUUUUCGAAUUGUGGUGCUACGAGGCAACGACGCCAAUGAGCAGAAGCGCUAUGACUUCGAAGCCAAGAACACGAUGGAAGCGACAGAAAUCGUGGAGGAAAUUAAGAAGAACAUGACAAACUACCAGAUAUGA